UCGACAUUGGGAUCGGUACGGGAGUCGGCUGUGAAGCUUUGUAGACUUACGUGUACAUAUAAAAACAAGUUUCAAUCUGUGCGCGUCAAGCUUAUUUAAAGUUGUUUACUUGUUAUUCACUUACGGUCUGGAUUUUGAAACUGGACACGAUUGUGAAUAAAGAAAACAAAAUCUUGCAAUUUUUAAAUGGCUGUGUAAUAUAAAAAAGAAAUUGGAAAAAAAGUUGAUUGGAAUCGGAAACGUAGUAAAAAGGGGGUUAUUUGCAUGAGUCGCAUUUUUUUUUGGUGGCGAAACAAGUUUUCCUCGUUGUUGAAGAAGUGAAAUUGAGCAGUAAAUGAGUGGGGUCCGCUAAGCAUAUUGGAGACUUUACGCCGCAAUGGAUUUCAUUUGACCCUGAAAUUGUAAAGAUACAACAACAACAAAUGCAAUGUGUGGCUAAAUAAAGAACUACCAUCCAACAAGUUUCCAAACAAACAAGCGAAAAGUGCAUACGUAAAUACUUACAUACAUCCAUAUAUAGAUGUGCGUACGUAUGUACAUAUAUGUAAAUAUUACUGCAUAAAGCAACAACACAGAUCCAAACAAGAAGUAAACAACAGCAAAGAAGCACGUGUGCUGAAGAGCCGGCAAAUGGAUAGCAGAAGAGAGGAUGAACGAGUGGAAGUUGCGCCAACCCACAGCCGUUGGGAGAAGAUUAAAAAAAAUUGUAUGUCACCAUGGUACAAAAAGAUAUCAGUUGAACCCACUAUGUUCCUAUAUAUGUUUGCCUUCAUGAUAACCUCAGUGGUGGAGCAGGAUUUCUUCGUACAGAAGGCGUGUCGCGUGAACAAUAAUUUUAGUGAAGAAAUUUGUUCGAAUAUAAAGGCGGAUGAAAAUGCUGCGUAUAAAAAGCAAGUACAGAUCACAACGGCGAAAUUUCAUCAAAUCGAGUCGAUUUCAGCGCACGUGUUCCCCAUUAUAUUAGCGCUUUUUCUCGGGUCGUUCUCCGACCGGCGAGGGCGCAAAUUUCCGCUACUCAUGGGGCUGACAGGCAAGCUCAUCUAUUCUGUGAUGAUUGUGGUGAAUGCGAGGAUGAAGACUUGGCCAUUGGAGUACGUGAUCUAUACAGCCACACUGCCAUCGGCGUUGACGGGCGCGGAUGUUGCAAUAUUCGCUUCGUGCUUUGCCUACAUCUCCGAUAUAUCGACGCUGAAGAAUCGCACCUUGCGGGUAACCAUAUUGGAUAUCUGCUAUUUAAGCGCCAUGCCAACGGGUGUGGCUUUAGGCUCACAUCUCUUUUAUAAUGCUUUUAAUAAAUCAUAUGCUGAUAUGUUCACGCUAAAUGCCUCACUACUGGCACUCUCUAUCGUCUAUACGUUGCUAGCGCUCAAGUGGCAAACUACCGCCAAACAGCGUUCCCUACGCGAGCUCGGCUGCUGUGGCUUCUUUCCAGACUUCUUCGAUAAGGAACAUGUCAAGGACUCUUUCAACGUUUUGGUUAAGCCACGGCCGGGUCACAGACGACCAUUUCUCAUCAUACUACUCAUCACAAUGGCCUUGUAUACCUUCCAACGCGAUGAGAAUCAGUAUCUCUUUCUCUACACCACAUUCAAGUUCAAUUGGAAUGUGGAUGUCUACAGCACUUUCAAGACGUUCAAGUCGUCCGCUUAUGUAAUAGCCAUGCUGUUGGCAGUGCCAUUGAUGAAUAAGGGCUUUCAUUGGAAGGAUACGACCAUCAUCUUCAUUGGCGCUUGGGCGCACGCCAUAGCACGUUUAUUCUACUACUUCGCCGAUACCGGCACACUCUUCUAUGUGGGCGCCUUGAUUUGCAGUUUAGGUCCAAUAGUUGGUCCAAUGAUACGUGCGAUGACUUCUAAGAUUGUGCCACAAUCGGAGCGUGGUAAGGUCUUCGCGCUGCUCGCGGUCUGCGAUAAUGCUGUGCCCUUCAUAAGCGGGGUGUGUUAUUCGCAAGUCUACCGCGCGACGCUCAAUGAUGAUGGCAAGGGUGGUGAGGGCGUGUUUCUGCUAACCAUCGCUACACAAAUGGCCGUUUUCGUGCUAAUCCUCUCCAUUCACGUAAUACUCGGCGAACAAUCAUUGGCAGUACCGGAGGUUAGUGAGAAGGAAUCUCAACUCAUUGCUGGCGGUAAAGAUGCAGGCUCCGCUCAAGCCAAUCAUGGCGAUACCAUUGUUGAGAAGACUGCGAUCGCUGCCAUAAGCGCUAAUGUGGAGGAGAGAGCAAUCACAUAUACGUAGUAUGCCCCGACAAGACUUUUCCUAUCUUCACUUUGUUUGUAUUAUUUAAGGAAGGUUUUCUAGUAGAUAUGCAUAAAAUUAUGAAACAGAGUUAUGGAGAAAAAAAAUAUUUAAUAAUUUUCGUAAAAA
This is a messenger RNA of Ceratitis capitata (Mediterranean fruit fly), 2364 nucleotides long. Its product is annotated as proton-coupled folate transporter. The transcript is spliced from 10 exons. Bases 631 to 2235 code for a protein of 534 amino acids. The record is from RefSeq and is a predicted model, not a curated record. Lineage: Eukaryota; Metazoa; Arthropoda; Insecta; Diptera; Tephritidae. Gene Ontology annotation, molecular function: transmembrane transporter activity. Gene Ontology annotation, cellular component: membrane. Gene Ontology annotation, biological process: transmembrane transport.